AUGAGGUGAGAGCUGACCUGCGACAUAACUGCCACAUCAGUUCUGGCCAAGCUCAGUCACUAACUGCCAUUAGUAAAGGGCUCUGCAGGGUCUAAGAAGAUGAGAAGGAAGCGUCCAAGGGCUUUGGGAAGUCUUCGCAACCCUGUUCCCCAACAGGGUUCCACACUGUAUACUUUGCCUGCCAGUGUUCCUCUCAUCCCUUCUCAGCCGGCCAACCUUCAUCUUGCUGUUCAUGUCAACCCUCUUUCUGUCUUCUACCCUACCACAUUCCCUGCUCUGAGGAACACUUCCAACUUCCCCACCUUAAUGAUGGCUAUGCCCAGCUCCUCCUCUCUUGCCAAAGCUCCCCCCAACUACCCUGUUCUCUCUGCUUCCCCUUCCUAUUUGUCUACCCUCAUGACUACCUCUCCUGAAAGAGUGCCAAAGGAUAGUGGCCUCCUUUUGGUUUCCUAUCUGAAAGGUAGAGGCCUUCAGCCAGUCAGGGUACCAGGGAAAUCAGAGCCAGAAACAAAGACUGGGAGUCAUAAAGUUAAAGGGAGCCAAGACCUGUUUAAGCUUUGUGCCUUUAUUCAAAAUUCCUGGCCUAGACCUGAACCAACAGUAACCAACCAGGACCUCACUAGGACAAAGAGGAACCUGAAAUGCUAAGACUACAAGAUUCUCAAGUAACUCCAAGACCCAAAGUGCCAUCUCUGUCUACAAAACUAAAAUAUGACACCCAGGACAAGAUGAUUAUUAGAGAUGCAGCAUACUUCCAUGCAGCCAUCUUAUGUAUUAAAUAUAAACAAAGCGGUCACCAUUCACAGAAAUAAAUGAUUCACUUGCAAAUAAA
Messenger RNA from Rattus norvegicus (Norway rat), 832 nucleotides. RefSeq names its product RGD1563302. The record is from RefSeq and is a predicted model, not a curated record. Lineage: Eukaryota; Metazoa; Chordata; Mammalia; Rodentia; Muridae.